Molecule: messenger RNA, 108 nt
Organism: Phyllotreta striolata
Lineage: Eukaryota; Metazoa; Arthropoda; Insecta; Coleoptera; Chrysomelidae
Source: the annotation of a GenBank genome assembly
AUGUUCGAUAAAAAUAAAGAAACUUAUAUGCAAGCCACACCGGAUGAAAAUAAAGAAGAGGCGCAUCGAAAAAAGUACCGUGGUCAAGGCCGUGGAGAUCUUAGAUGA